Molecule: messenger RNA, 1561 nt
Organism: Clarias gariepinus (North African catfish)
Lineage: Eukaryota; Metazoa; Chordata; Actinopteri; Siluriformes; Clariidae
Product: tropomyosin-2-like
Exons: 14
Coding region: 34-1476 (480 amino acids)
Biological process (GO): regulation of DNA-templated transcription
Source: RefSeq, a predicted model, not a curated record
CUGGCCGAAGCUGAGAGACAAUAUAAAUGGUCGAUGGAGUCCAACGCUCAGCUGGAGAGUGAGAUCUCUGAUCUGAGGUCUGAGGUGAACAGACUGCAAGGCUCAGUGGAGCAGCUGGAGGCAGAGCUCUCUGACACACACACGAGGUGUAACCAGUUAACAAGUGAGUGUGGCAGAAAAGAGUGUAAGAUGAGCAUUCUUCAGUACGAGUGCAGUGAGAUGAGGGAAAUUUUACUGAAGGACUGUGAGCGAGAACCUGAGGUUCAUCGUAUGCUUCUGGCACAAAAUGCUAAGUUGAAGCAGAAUGAGGAGUUACUGAAGGACUCUCUGGCUGAAGCUGAGAGGAAAUACGACCAGGCAAUGAGUUUCAAAGCUCAGCUGGAGAACGAGAAGUCUGAACUGAUGUCUCAGAUGAACACACUGCAAGGCUCAGUACAGAAGAUGGAGAAAGAGCUAUCUGAGACACGCAAUGAGUGUGAAAUAAUGAAGGAAAGGGAGGUUUACAAUAUCCAAAAGUUGCAGUGUGAAGAAAUGAGGGAAAGUUUGGAACAGUGCAAGGAGUUAAUAAAGGAGUGUGUGCAGGAGAGGGAGUCUCACACAGUCCUGACUUCUGAGUGUAAUCUGGCUUUAACACAAAAUGAGGAGUCACUAAUGGUGAACAAACUGCGAGAAACAGUGAAGGGCUUGAGCAGCCUGCUGUCCGAGACGCACAAGAAGUAUGAUGAGGCAACGAAAGAUAGUGCCUCAGCGAGAGGCGUUCUUGAAUUUGUGCAGUCUGAGGCAAAGAAGCAGGCAAGAGUUUUAACUCAGGAAAAAAAAACACUUGAGGUAGCUCUGGCUGAUGCUAAAAACAGAUAUGAGGAUGCAAUGGAGAGCAAUUCUGUGCUAGAGAUUGAACUCUCUAACCUGGCAUCUGACCUGAACAGACUGGAAGCGAGAGUAACCGAGACAGAGGAAGAGCUCUCAGAGAGCAGGAGAAGGUGUGCAGAGGUGAUGGCAGAGUGUGAACAAAAAACUCAGGAGUUGACUAAGCUGAAUUUAAGGUUGAGCUUUUGUAAAGAAACUGCACAAACUUUAAUAAAUGAUUAUCAGAAUGAGUGUCAAGCUCAUGAAGCCCUGAAGGUGCAGUACCUUGAGAUGAAGGAACAUCAUGAUGAAUUGCAAAAGGCCACUCUGGCUGAAACUGAGGAGAAUCCUGAGCAAGGAAUCGAGUCCAGUACUCAACUGGAUGACGAGACGUCUGUUCUGAUGUUCCAGGUGAACACACUGCAAAACCCAGUGCAGCAGCUGCAAGAAGAACUCUCUGAGACACGGAGGAAGUGUAAUGAGAUAAUGAGUGAGAAAGAGCAAGAGCAUGAGGCUUACAGUAUCCUGAAGAUGCAGUACCAAAGACUGCAGGCAAAAUUUGAAAAAUGCCAGGGGAUACUAAAGGACCUUUGCAAAGCUAUUGAAUUCGAAGAACCACUGUUACCUUAAACCACAAAUAACUGUCCAGCGUGGUGUUAAACAUACAGAUGUGGCCAUUAAGACUGCGUCUGUUUUCCCGCCAGAUGCCGCGAUU